CCGGCAGACUGAAGCGAGCCACAGAGGCAGGCUCUAACUCCAACCCAAUGAGCUUGCAGCCCUCACACUCACACACACACGCUUGCCUCACUGCCGGCUCUCGCUCCAAACCCUGGGACUCGGUAGGAGACGAAGGAGAGGGAGAGGAGAGAGAGAGGCAGCGAGUGGCAGAGAGGGAGAAGGGAGUAAGAGAGGAGAGAGAGGCAGAGGGAGACUGGCGGGGUGCAAGGGAGAACACCAUGGCUUCAGAUCCAGGGCUGGCCGCGAUGCUGCUAUGGACUAUAUCACUACAGGCUCUGGGCAAUGCAGGAACUAACAGCAACGAAGUGAACCUACUGGACACGACGACGAUCACGGGAGACUGGGGCUGGCUAACGUACCCGUCACACGGGUGGGAUGCCAUUAACGAGAUGGACGAGUACUUCAGCCCCAUCCAUACGUACCAGGUCUGUAACGUGAUGAGCCCCAGCCAGAACAACUGGCUGAGGACGGGCUGGCUCCCCCGAGACGGAGCAAGAAGGAUCUACAUCGAGGUCAAGUUCACCCUCAGAGACUGCAACAGCAUGCCUGGAGUACUGGGCACUUGCAAGGAAACCUUCAACCUGUACUACUAUGAGUCCGACAGAGCCGUGGGCUCGGCCGUACGGGAGAACCAGUUCAUUAAGAUCGACACCAUCGCUGCUGACGAGAGCUUCACAGGGGUGGACCUGGGAGUCCGCAGACUCAAACUCAACACCGAGGUGCGAGGUGUGGGCCCCCUCAGCAGACGGGGCUUCUACCUGGCCUUCCAGGACAUCGGCGCCUGCAUUGCCCUCACCUCCGUGCGGGUGUACUACAAGCGCUGCGCGGGCGUGAGCCGCAACCUGGCGGUGUUCACCGAUGUGGUGACGGGUGCCGACUCGUCCUCCCUGGUGGAGGUCAGGGGUCUGUGUGUGGACCACGCGGAGGAGAGGGACACGCCCAAGAUGUACUGCAGCGCGGAGGGAGAGUGGCUGGUGCCCAUCGGGAGAUGCGUGUGCUCUGCCGGAUUCGAGGAACACAGAGACUCCUGCGUGGCCUGUGAGGUGGGAUUCUAUAAGCCGGUGGCGGGCAACGGCCUGUGCGGUAAAUGUCCUCAACACAGCCACUCGGAGACCAGAGCCGCCCUCUCCUGCCCCUGCGACUCCAACUACUACAGAGCAGCAGAUGACCCACCAGCGGCUUCAUGCUCCCGCCCUCCAUCUGCUCCAGUCAACGUCAUUUCCUCUGUCAAUGGGACGUCUGUGAAUUUAGAGUGGGAUCGCCCUCUAGAUACUGGAGGUCGCAGCGACCUGAAGUACAGUGUGUUGUGUCAGAAAUGCUUAGGGGAAGGGAAGCCCUGCGAGGACUGUGCGUCCUCCUCGGGUGCCGCCGGUGGCGGGAAGGCAGGCGGAGGGAUGAGUGCCGGGAUCGGAGGGCUGGUGGAGCGCUUGGGCACCGCAGCGGUUCGAUUUGUUCCCCACCAGACCGAGUUGACGGAGCCCUGGGUGACGGUGCUCAACCUGGUGGCUCACACCAACUACUCCUUUCGUCUCCUGGCCAUGAACGCAGUGACGCACCUGAGCAACGAGCCGUCGCCUUACGCCUUGGUCAACAUCACAACGAACCAGGCAGCCCCCUCUGAAGUGAUGGCGAUCCGGCAGGAGAACACCAGCCAGAACAGUGUGAUGCUGCUGUGGCACGAACCCGACCAGCCCAACGGAGUCAUCCUGGAGUACGACAUCAAAUACUACGAGAAGGACAAUGAAGCGCACAGUUACUCCACUCUAAAGUCUAUAAAUACCAGCGCCCGGGUAUCAGGGCUGAAGCCGGGCACCAAGUACAUCUUCCAGGUCCGAGCCAGAACGUCGGCAGGCUGCGGACGCUUCAGCCAGAAUGUGGAGAUCCAGACUGGAAAAGCAGCUCCUCUGCGCUACAACACCAUGACCAUCAUCUGGAUCUGCAUGGCCCUGGUGUCCGGCCUGGUCACUUUUCUGGCCAUCAUCAUCUGCAGGAAACGGCAAGGCUACACUUUACCACACUACCCAUCGCUGCUACACUGUGGCUACAGCAAAGCCUUUCAGGACUCUGAUGAGGAGAAGAUGCACUACCAGAACGGUCAUGUGUCAUUCCCAGACGCAAGGUUCUACAUCGACCCGCACACCUACGAGGACCCCUGUCAGGCAGUCCACGAGUUUGCCAGAGAAAUUGAAGCUUCUAGGAUCAAAAUAGAGAAAAUCAUUGGCUCAGGGGAGUUUGGGGAGGUGUGCUAUGGACGCAUGAGACUCCCGGGGAAGCGAGACAUCCCAGUGGCCCUGAAGACCCUGAAGGCGGGAUACACGGAGAAGCAGAAGAGGGACUUCCUGGCGGAGGCAUCCAUCAUGGCCCAGUUCGACCACCCCAACGUCAUUCGCCUGGAGGGAGUGGUGACCCAGAGCAAACCGGCGAUGAUCAUCACAGAGUACAUGGAGAACAGCUCUCUGGAUUCCUUCCUCAGGAGGCACGAUGGCCAGUUCACCAUCAUCCAGCUGGUCGGUUUGCUGCGCGGUAUCGCGGCCGGUAUGACCUACCUGUCUGACCUGGGAUACAUCCACAGGGACCUGGCUGCCCGCAACAUCUUGGUCAAUAGCAACCUGGUGUGUAAGGUGUCUGACUUCGGCCUGUCCCGGGUGCUGGAGGACGACCCCGACGCUGCAUAUACCACCAGUGGCGGUAAAAUUCCAAUCCGCUGGACAGCCCCCGAGGCCAUCACCUACAGGAAGUUCUCCUCAUCCAGUGACGUGUGGAGCUACGGCGUGGUCAUGUGGGAGGUGAUGUCCUACGGAGAGCGACCGUACUGGAACCUCACCAACAGAGACGUGAUCAAAUCCGUGGAGGAGGGCUACAGGUUGCCCGCUCCCAUGGGCUGCCCCGGUCCCAUGCACACGCUCAUGCUGGACUGCUGGCAGAAGGAUCGCAGCGAGAGGCCGCGCUUCUGCCAGAUAGUCACCGUUCUCGACAAGCUAAUCCGCAACCCGGAAAACCUGAAGUCCAUGGACAUGCUCUGCAGUUUAAACAGUCCUCCGCUGAUGGAGAGAGCUAUCCCCGACUUCAGCAGCUGUAACUCAGUAAACGACUGGCUGGACACCAUAAAGAUGAGCCGCUACAAGGACCACUUUGCGGCAGGCGGUUACCAAACUCUGGGACACGUCAUAAGCAUGAACCAAGGGGACAUCCAGCGGCUCGGCGUGACACUGAUGGGCCACCAGAAGAAGAUCAUGACCAACGUCCAGCUGAUGAGGGCGCAGGUCCUCAACAAGAGUGUGCCGUCCGUGCACGUAUAACUCCCAACGGCAAGGUUUCUCUCUGCUAAAAAUCUAAAAACCCAGGCUUCUACAAGGCCUAGAGGUACUCCGUGGAAUUCAAGAUGAUCUGAUGAACGGGAGAGGAAGAUGUGCGGGAACUUUAUAAGACUUUUUCUCCCGAAGAGAGUGAAGAACAAAAUGUGAAAGGUUUUAACUGUUGAGCGAGUAAAACACAUGACUUCUUUGGGACAAGUCCAACCUUUCAUUUUUUUAUUUCAUUUUUUUUUUUUUCCUAUCCAAAACCAUUUUCUGAGUUUAAACGUCUCGCUUAUAAAUGGAAAGACUGCCUUAAUUACCACAAAUUAUUUUAAAUUGUAUCGCCAGCGGAGAGAAGAUAAUUUAUCAGUCCUUAAUUUAUCAGAGAAAUAUGAUUUACUGAACCAGAUGAUAGUACAUGAAGUGAUGUAGAGGGUGGGGGGGGGGUUCAAAUAUCCUAAUGACACACUCGCCACCUCUCCUGCAGUUCAAGCUUGAGGGGCCUUGAGGCCCAGAAUGAGGCUCAAGGAGCGGAAAAGUAAGGAAGAAGUGAGAUAGCGCUCACCCAAGUUGCCAGAUCAUCUCCAUCAGCGGAGAAGACCUAUUUCACCCCAGGCUAUUAAUACCAACAAGAGGCACAUUUCUCCGCCGUCUAACCUUGAUGAAUGACCCCCAGGAGGAGCCCCAGAGCACCUCUGGCCGGUAUGAAGCUGCGUGGCGCACAACUCGCUGUACUCGGAUGAUGUGUGUGAUUCAGUUACAGUGCACUUUAUUCUACAAUCCCUCUGUGUUGUGGAGGCCUUGCAGUUGUGUCACAAAACUCCACGAUGUACAAAUUGAAAAUAGUACGUAAAUAUAAUAAUAAUGACUACUAAAAUAUAAAACCCAAGAAGAGAAAGAGAUAUAUAACAUAGUGUAGUAAGUUGCUCGCUCUUGAGAUUUAUUUCCCAACUUUCUUCACUGUGACAGAAGAGAAAAUAUAUUUAAAUUAAAUGCAAAUAACUUAAAUUUCAUGAUAAAUGCUUCUUCUGAUGCAUUUUCAGUAUAUUUGGGGAUUUGUUUUUGAUACCUCUUAUUUCAAAUUGAAUCAAAAUAAAAAAUACAUUUUAAAUCAGAUUUUAAUUGAUAGCAAAUAUUUGUCAUUUUUUUAAAGUGCAUUUUUAAAGUUUUUUCUCGACCUUGGGAAUAAUAGUUUCAGAAAUUGAUCUUUACAGGUGCUCUAUGUGGGAUUCAGAGCAUUAAUAUAACAGCAAACAACAUAUAGUAGAGAAAUGUUAACCAGAGCAGAGGAUGAAGUCGCUCUCCUUCUGUGUGCGAGCGUUGCAAUCCAAACUUUUCCUUUCUUUGUUUACAUCACGUGCCUUUGAAGUGCAUGUGAUUUUCUGUUGUGCCGCACUGACUAUCCAAUGGCCGCCACGCUGCACUGCGCUCCACUGGUGUCGCCACGGAAGCGUAGCGUCCACCCUUUGUUUCCCCAUCACGCAAACACCAUUAGCUCUGUCAGCACUGUAGCCGCUGUUGGAUUUGUUAGCUGCUAGCCGCCCGCUCAGCCGUGACCAUGCAAAUGGAGCGUUCACACCAAACGCGUUGCGAAUUUUUCGCGCGAGUAGAUCCCUUGCAUAGUCAAAGCACAGACGCGAAUGGUUGUGAAAUUUCCGCCAGAGUUGAAAUAUUUAAACUUUGGUGAAACUUUCGUAACUCGCAAAGUUGCGAAAGCCAAUCAGCGUUGAGAUGCUGCGCCCCCCUGGCUGCUGCUGCUCUAGUAGCG
Messenger RNA from Cyclopterus lumpus (lumpfish), 5085 nucleotides. RefSeq names its product eph receptor A8 (gene epha8). Lineage: Eukaryota; Metazoa; Chordata; Actinopteri; Perciformes; Cyclopteridae. The transcript is spliced from 20 exons. Gene Ontology annotation, biological process: protein phosphorylation; cell surface receptor protein tyrosine kinase signaling pathway; axon guidance. The coding region runs from base 48 to 3320 and encodes 1090 amino acids. The record is from RefSeq and is a predicted model, not a curated record. Gene Ontology annotation, molecular function: transmembrane-ephrin receptor activity; protein binding; ATP binding. Gene Ontology annotation, cellular component: plasma membrane; neuron projection.